AUGAUCGGGGACUCGGGAAUUAAGACUUUUACUACAUCGCGGCGUUCAGCUCAGGAGUCGUACCAGCUCACCAGUGCAUGCAACGUUACGAUAUGUGCACGUGUCAAUGAGGGUCUCGAGAUUGCUAUCGAUACGGUGACGGUGACCGGGGGGAUCAUCGUGCUUCGAACGGCACAGAAUAGUAAUUUAGUCACCGCAGAAUGGGGCGUUGACUUGCACACCUUGGCAAUGCGCCGCGCAGCCUGCAGAGAACUCCGACUACAUAGCCACUUUAGGAAACAUGAUCUGUCGGUGACGAAAGGGGCGGAGCCUAAUCGCACGAUUGUGAAUCCUUGGCAAAUUCGAAACAGAAGGUCUUUCACGGCGGAUCAUCCGAAAACAGAUGAUGCCACGACCCGUGAGCACACGCGUGGAGUUGUAGCGGGAUUUCUGCCAGAGGACUCAAGUACGGGCUUAGCAAUGCCAAGGCUUCAUAUAGCCGGAGCUAACUCAGCUGAGUCUUGCCUGAACAGUGAAAGUGACGCAGCUGAUCUGCCAGAGUCCCGGCUGCCAUCUGCCGCUAUCUCGUCACAAGCGGUGACGGGGGCAACGUGUGACGUCCAAGUCUGCGCGCGUAGGGAGACGGAAUAG
Suillus discolor is the source of this 630-nucleotide messenger RNA. RefSeq lists its product as uncharacterized. The transcript is spliced from 6 exons. The coding region runs from base 1 to 630 and encodes 209 amino acids. The record is from RefSeq and is a predicted model, not a curated record. NCBI's taxonomy places the organism in Eukaryota, Fungi, Basidiomycota, Agaricomycetes, Boletales, Suillaceae.